AUGUCCCCUCACGCUGUGCAGGCUGUGUCUACUGGUACGAAGACCGGAGAACAUCUUUUGAUCUCGCCUAAGAAUGGCACGCUUCUUAAUCGACGACACCAGCACGAUCUUGUCUUGAAGACACUCAGAGUCUUGGUCGCCGAACUCUGCCAGCAGUUCAAUGGCGGUCAUCCAGGAGGAGCAAUUGGUAUGGCAGCCAUUGGCGUCGCCCUCUGGCGCUACACCAUGCGAUAUGCGCCCCGCAAGCCCGACUGGUUCAACCGCGAUCGCUUUGUCCUAUCCAACGGCCAUACCUGUCUAUUCCAGUACAUGUUUCUUCACUUUGCUGGCUACAAAGACAUGACAUUCGAACAACUCAAGUCAUACCACUCAUCGCGCGAGGACUCUCUAUGCGCAGGACAUCCCGAGAUUGAGGUUGAAGGCAUCGAAGUGACCACGGGUCCCCUGGGACAAGGUGUAGCCAACGCCGUAGGGCUGGCGAUAGCUACUAAACAUCUUGCUGCGACAUUCAACCGACCAGCUUUCGACGUGGUAUCAAACCACACUUGGUGCAUGAUUGGUGAUGCUUGCCUUCAAGAAGGUGUAGCACUUGAGGCCAUCUCACUGGCGGGCCAUCUUGGUCUCAACAAUCUGACGAUCAUCUACGACAACAAUCAGAUCACAUGUGAUGGCUCAGUUGACUUGACUAACACUGAAGAUAUUGGUGCCAAGAUGAGAGCUUGCGGCUGGGAUGUGAUCGAGAUCCUGGAUGGCUGUCAUGACGUUGAAGGCAUUGUGGAUGCGUUGGAGCGAAGUAGGCAAUCCAAGAAUAAACCUACUUUCGUCAACGUUCAUACGGUCAUUGGCCUAGGAAGUGCCGUUGAGGGAAAGGCCGCGGCUCAUGGCGCCGCCUUCGGGGAGAAGGACGUCAAAAAUAUGAAGAGUGUCUAUGGCUUUGAUCCAGAGCAGCAAUAUGUCAUCUCACAACCUGUUCGAGACUUCUUCGCCAACCUUGUGGACACUGGGGAUGAACAUGUCCGGCAAUGGGAUCAGAUGGUGGCCUCGUAUUCUUCCGCACACCCAGAGCUGGCGACACAGUUCAGAGCCCGCCUUGAAGGCUCUAUUCCAGCUGACUGGCAGCGAAACAUCCCUUCCUCAUUUCCCGAGAAUCCCACACCAACCAGAGCAUCGUCCGGUCUCGUGUUACAACCGCUUGCCGCCAAUAUUCCUAGCUUCGUUGUCGGCACAGCUGAUCUGACGCCAUCAGUACACAUGAGCUGGCCCAACAUGGUCGAUUUCCAGCGCCCUGACCACGCUCCCCAAUCCGGGCCCACGGGCAGCUACGCUGGCCGCUAUAUUCACUACGGGGUGCGGGAGCAUGCGAUGGCGGCCAUCUCCAACGGACUUGCCGCGUUCAAUCCGGGCACCAUCAUCCCCGUGACAUCCUCUUUCUUCAUGUUCUAUCUGUACGCCGCGCCAGCCGUGCGUAUGGGUGCUCUACAACACCUGCAAGUGAUCCACGCAGCGACGCACGACUCCAUCGGCAUGGGCGAGGACGGGCCGACACACCAGCCCAUCGAGCUGGCCGCACUGUACCGCGCCAUGCCGAACCUCCUCUACAUCCGACCUGCGGAUAGUGAGGAGACGGCCGGGGCGUGGACGGCGGCCAUUGAAGCAAAGAGCAGCUCCAGCAUCAUUUCCACCUCGCGGCACAAAGUCGCGCAGUUCCCUGGCGAGACCAAGCGUGACGGGGUGAAAAAGGGUGCCUAUGUCGUGCGAGAGCAGGACGACGCCGACAUCACCAUCAUUGGCGUAGGAGCAGAGUUUGAAAUCGCAGUUGUGGUCGCAGAGCAGUUGUCUGCUUCGCACAAAGUGAAGACCAGGCUGGUGAGUUUCCCGUGCCAGCGGCUGUUUGAGCAGCAAGAGCUCUCUUACCGCCGAUCGGUCCUGCAGCGCCCUCACAAACCAGCGGUGGUGAUCGAGGCGUAUGCGGCGGCGGGGUGGGAGAGAUAUGCCGACGCCGCCGUGUGCAUGAGGACGACUCGCUUUGGGAAAUCCUUGCCCGGAAAAGAUGCGUACCGCUAUUUUGGCUUCACGAGUGGACAGAUCGUGCCGAAGAUCAUGGACUGGUUGGAGAAGAGGAAUGACGGGUCGGUUCUGCCCGGAGAAUUUGUAGAGCUGUGA
Messenger RNA from Cyphellophora europaea CBS 101466, 2163 nucleotides. Its product is annotated as transketolase. The record is from RefSeq and is a predicted model, not a curated record. The transcript has a single exon. The coding region runs from base 1 to 2163 and encodes 720 amino acids. Lineage: Eukaryota; Fungi; Ascomycota; Eurotiomycetes; Chaetothyriales; Cyphellophoraceae. Gene Ontology annotation, biological process: pentose-phosphate shunt. Gene Ontology annotation, molecular function: transketolase activity. Gene Ontology annotation, cellular component: cytosol.